AUGUACAACAAGGUUCUUCUCAUCGCCCUCUCCGCCUCUGGCGCUCUCGCCUCGGUUCAAUACUCGCCCAGCUUCCCUCUCCUCUCGGUCCGCCAAGUCGUCGAAGUCCCCUGCUCGGAGCAGAAUCUCAAGGACUGCGGUAGCGGCUGUAUCCAGCAAGACUGGACAUGCUGUCCUAGCAAACAGGGCGGUUGUCCUCCUACGGCGUACUGCGAAGUCGGCACCAAUGCGCAGUACGGCUGCUGUCCCAACGGAAGCGUUUGCAAUGGCGAGGGAGGCGGUAGCACUCGCGCUUCGACCGAUACUCUGACUCUGGCUGGUGGCGAUACUGCUACUGUCGUUCAAGGCGGUGGUAACACGGCUGCGACGGAGCCUCCUGUCCUUGAGGGAUCCUCGACUGCCGUCAUUGUUCCUCCUCCUGUCGACACUCCCAUCGCCAGCUCUCCUGUUCCUCCUGUUCUCCCGGUUCCCAGCGGUAAUCCCGUUCCUCUACCCGUCCCACAGACUCCCGGUGUUCCUGUCGUCCCGGUUCCUACACCCAGCUCAGUCGUCGUCAAUGCUGGAACAUCCAACAGAUACAGCAUGUUUGGUGGUAUUGUGGCUGGUGUCGCCGCUCUCGUUCUCUAA
Molecule: messenger RNA, 627 nt
Organism: Fusarium venenatum
Lineage: Eukaryota; Fungi; Ascomycota; Sordariomycetes; Hypocreales; Nectriaceae
Source: RefSeq, a predicted model, not a curated record